UUGACCAUAACAACCGUCUUCAGCCAGGAUGAAGUGACAGUGACUACUCCUAGCGGGAAUUCUAAUAAUACCAUUGAGGAGUGUAUCCGAAAUUGUCCGGUGACACCCGAAUAUAAUCCAGUCUGUGGUUCCAAUGGUGUGACUUAUGACAAUCCUGGAAGGUUUUUAUGUGCCCAGGAAUGUGGUGUUGCCUUAUUGGGUAGUGAGGCUCUUGGUUUAGCCUUCAGACACAGACGUCAAGCUGAAAACAAUGAUAACAAUGACAAUUUGGAAGAUAGGUAUGGUUGGAACAGGCCGAAUAGACCAAACAACGGGCGUUUUCCAGACUUUUUCCCCGACUUUCCUGACCAAUAUCCCCAGCCACAGCCACGACCAUGGCCAAGACCACAACCACAACCAUGGCCAAGACCACAACCUCAACCGCAACCACAACCACAGCCACAACCAACAACAGUGAUUCCCCCAAAUACAUCCUCCACUCAAUCCAAUGAUGUUCGUCAGUGCAUCCAAACUUGUCCCGUGACUGCUGAGUAUAAUCCUGUUUGUGGUUCAGACAACGUCACCUACGAAAACCCCAGUAGAUUAUCGUGUGCUCAAGCCUGCGGCGUCAUUUUUUUGGUUUUUACCCAAUCGGUAUUCUCUUACAACAAAUUUACGAGUAGAUUGCCGAACAGUAUUAGCAGAGAUUUAUAUUCAUAUGAAGAGCCGCAAAACAAUUAUGACAGAAACCUUGAUCAACCAAGUUGGAUAUACAAAAAUCACGAGAAGACAAAUUUUAACUAUGAACCGCAGAAUGAUUAUAAUGAUAGAAUCAUUUUUCCCGAUGAUAACGAACACUUUGACAAACAUAAACAAGGGAAUUCAGAGCUUGAGCGUUUUGUACGUAAAUGUAGGCGUUUGUGUCCCUUAAAAGAUAAUUACAACCCCGUGUGUGGCACUGACGAUGUUACGUAUUACAAUCUAGAUUAUCUGAAAUGUGUCAGAGAUUGCGGAGAAAAUGUCGCAUUAAAAUAUUUGUUUGCCUGUAAUGGACAAGGUACUACAAGUAGCACGUUACCUCCUACUACUACUACGGACAACACGCGUUCAUGUAUGUCCCUGUGUCCCACGACUUCAGAAUAUAACCCAGUGUGUGGAACAGAUAAUAUUACCUAUAAUAAUAUUGGGAAACUGUAUUGCGCCCAGGCAUGCGGUGUAGAGGUCCAGUUACAGCGUCAUAUGCCAUGUCCGAAGAAAGAUCCUCUUGAAGAUAGAUAUUUCACCAGCGAGUCACCAAUCACAACGACAACAUUGGAUAGUCGUUAUUUCAGAUCAUGUUUGGACUCAUGCAUAACUACAUCAGAGUAUAACCCUAUAUGCGCUUCAAACGGGAAAACUUAUUAUAAUAAGGGGAAGUACCAAUGCGCUAAAGGUUGCGGUUUGGAUAUUUCAGUUAGAAGCAUAGGAGCUUGUCAUCAAUUAUCAGAACCUGAUAAUAUUCCCAGUGGAACGACAUCUUCUCCAGAUGUAUCGAGUCCAGCUUAUAUUGAUAAGGACUUAUUAGAACAGAUAUUCUCAAAGGAAGAUCCCAACGGUUUUAAAAUCCCCUGUAAAGAGACGUCUCCAGAGUGUUUGAAAAGUUCUCUCCAAGCUUUAAUUCCUGAAUUUGUUAAUGGUAUCCCGGAGUUGGGUAUCGGUAGACUGGAUCCUUUGAAAGUAGAUGAUGUUAAAUUGGAAUUACCUGGAGGUAUAAAAAUUGACUUCAAAGAUGGUUCCAGCCAAGGUCUUCGGAAAUGCACUGUUGAUGUUGCGAGACCGAUUGGGGACAAAUACGAACUAGUAUUUCAUUGUAAUUUACUCAUCAAAGGCAAAUACCGUUCUUCCGGUAAAUUACUGAUGUUCCCUAUUGAUGGCCAGGGCAAUUCGACAAUUGCUUGCAAAAAUUUAAAAACCAGGUGCACAUUCAGAUUGACGACUAUAAGGAAAGGAAAUGAGGAAUACAUUCAAAUGAAAGAUAUUGAUGUCCAACAUACUUACGAGGGCCGAGUGGUUUACCACAUGACCGAUCUUUUCAAAGGCAACGCUGAAAUAAGUAAAAUGGUGUUAGAUUUCAUGAAUGAAAAUUGGAAGCUUGUUGCCAAGGAGUUUGGUGGACCUGUAAUUGACUAUGGAACGGCAGCUAUACUAAAUAACGUCAAGAAAGUAUUAGACGAGGUUCCAUUAAAUGAACUAAUAGAAAAAUAA
Molecule: messenger RNA, 2223 nt
Organism: Danaus chrysippus (African queen)
Lineage: Eukaryota; Metazoa; Arthropoda; Insecta; Lepidoptera; Nymphalidae
Source: the annotation of a GenBank genome assembly